UGUAAACAGCCUCAGUCCUCUACACGGUGGGGAAAUGGCUAAGUUAGUGUUAGGACCGUGUUGCUCGGUGGUCGGAUGCUCCCUCAGACCAGGGACAAACUUAAUGUCUCAGAUUAAAGUCUUCCGCUUUCCUAAAGACACUCAGCAGCGCGAGGCGUGGACCGCUGCGGUCAGGCGGGAGAACUGGACACCGUCGGUGAACUCCAGAGUCUGCAGCACUCACUUCAUCACCGGGAGGCCGUCAGAUGACCCUCUCCAUCCUGACUACGCCCCAUCAAAGCUGCUUCACAAACCUCAGAGAGUGAAAGGAACGGAGAGAUACUGUAAGUCAGUGAAGCGAGCGGCUUCAGCACCAACACAUUCUGAGGCGGGGCCUGUCACUGUGAUGCAGAUUGAACCUGAAGGCCUCAGAUACAAGAGCACAUCAGUGGGGACAGAUCUGUCCAUGAAGGACAUUGAGGACCUGCUCAGUGAAAACGCUGCCCUGAAAAACUACAUCAAAAAACUGGAGACUAAACUGAAAGUUUGCGAGUAGAGCAGAACACCUCUGCUGGGUUUCAGUCAUUCUUCAGCUGUGAUGUGUUUUACAUCUCAACAGCCUGGACACUCAAAACCACCACAGCUCCACCUGACAACCAGCUCUGUGCUGUGUGCAUGAAACUGCACCUUGACCUCACUCAGCUGGUUUUGUGUUACCAGUCCAGGUGUAGUUCUGGUUUUAUUUCUGCCAUUUUCCAUGACUGACUGAAUGUUAUGUUGCAGUAUCUGAAAUGUCUGUCAUGUUCUCGAGAUGGACAGUGUAUCAGAGAGAAUAUGACUCUUCAACAGUGUAAGAUGCAUCUUAGAUUUCAGUGAAAUCUUCAUAGAGCGACAAACAUCUCUCAGUGCCUGGGCAUGAACACAUCCACAGUAUCAAUCAAUCAGAGUUCCUAAUAGAAUAAGUCCUGUCACUUUCCAUCCCAAAGCUUGGGGUGAAUGUGCAAGUGACAAAGUCAUUACACAGCCAUCUGGCACUGAUAUCCUGGAGGAGGGAGACACGGUCCUUUUUGACAGAGGACUCAACCUCCCAGAAUACUUUGCUACAAAAGGUGAGAGGCUCCAUGUACGAGCAUCGACAUGUAACAAAACACAGCUAACAGGUAUCGAGCUGUCGCCAGAUGUCACAGGCAGAAAUCCAUGUGACAUGCUCAUCUGGCAGAUUAAAGACCUCACAUUUUGAAAAAUAACCUGUCACUCAGCACAGUGAAGUGCAGAACAAGUGACAGCACGACUGCAAUCACUGAAAUAUUACUGGAUUGUGCUGCUUUGUCAAACCUUGACAAACCCCUUGUAUGUUUAAAAGGAUAGUUUGGAUUUUUUUUGAUUGUUUGAGGUACUUAUCUACAGACAGUGUGUUACCAACAGUAGAUGUCAGUCAGCACACCCCUAGUUUGGAGAAAUCUGACACAGAAGCUAAGCAAUGAACUGCUGUGGACGGGAGCAGCAACAAAAGCUAUUAUAGCCACCAAAAUCCUAACCAGUUUAAAUGUGUGUUAUAUGUAGAAUAUUUCACUGCUUUACCUUCUGUCAGAAAGAAA
Molecule: messenger RNA, 1577 nt
Organism: Epinephelus lanceolatus (giant grouper)
Lineage: Eukaryota; Metazoa; Chordata; Actinopteri; Perciformes; Serranidae
Product: peroxynitrite isomerase THAP4-like
Molecular function (GO): sequence-specific DNA binding
Source: RefSeq, a predicted model, not a curated record